Messenger RNA from Lontra canadensis (Northern American river otter), 1281 nucleotides. It is a transcript of the gene ZNF576, whose product is annotated as zinc finger protein 576. Gene Ontology annotation, biological process: regulation of transcription by RNA polymerase II. Bases 537 to 1049 code for a protein of 170 amino acids. Gene Ontology annotation, molecular function: RNA polymerase II cis-regulatory region sequence-specific DNA binding; DNA-binding transcription factor activity. The transcript has 3 exons. The record is from RefSeq and is a predicted model, not a curated record. Lineage: Eukaryota; Metazoa; Chordata; Mammalia; Carnivora; Mustelidae.
CAGAGAAGGACCCCUACCGUUACUCUGAGGACCCGGUUGGUGCAACUGCAUCACUGCCGGAUAGCAUCCCGGGCCUGGGCUUCGAGAGGCUCACCAGGCGAAAGGGCGUGGAAGCAAGCCACUGGGACCUUGAGACUCGGUGGGCCCUACCCCGCUUCCCUCCGGGUGGCGGCGCUUUCACGAGCGACUGACAGGCGCAACGAAAGGCAGCCCUCUGUCGUCUGGAGAAAAGCGGAGGCCUGGGUUCCCCGCCUCGGGAGGAGGGAACCGAGGGCAGUGCUUGGGGCAGCGGGACAGGGAGGCUCAAGGCGCACAUGGGAGGCAGGGGCCCUGGGUGGAACGAGGGUUACAGGAUGUCAGAGAAAGAUGCCUCUCGGGAAGAGGCGGGCUAAAGUCUGGAUACCACCACCCACCUCAGGACACGUGGGAAACGGGGGUGAGGCUGGUGUCAAAGCUCAAGGGUUCCGUGCCCCGAGUUCAGGGAGGUAGUUUGAUGUAGGCCGCCACAGGUCUCAAUCAGAGGGAUCCCAGUCACUAUGGAGGACCCGCGUCCUGAAGGGAACAUGGAGCCCCAGAAUUCGUCUAAGGAGAGGAGUCCCCGCAGUCCAGGAGGCGACAUCUGCCACCUGGGGGCCCCGCAGUGCACCCGCUGCCUCAUCACCUUCGCCGAUUCCAAGUUCCAGGAGCGUCACAUGAAGCGGGAGCACCCAGCGGAUUUCGUGGCCCAGAAGCUGCAGGGCGCCCUCUUCAUCUGCUUCACCUGCGCCCGCUCCUUCCCCUCCUCCAAGGCCCUGAUCGCCCAUCAGCGUAGCCACGGUCCAGCCGCCAGGCCCUCCACGCCAGUGGCGCCCACCGCGGCCCAGCCUACGUUCCCCUGCCCUGACUGUGGCAAGACCUUUGGGCAGGCUGCUUCUCUGAGGCGGCACCGCCAGGCGCAUGAGACCUGCACCCCUCCUGGCCCUUUUGCCUGCACUGAGUGUGGUCAGGACUUUGCCCAGGAAGCUGGGCUGCAUCAACACUAUAUCCGGCAUGCUCGGGGAGAACUCUGAGUGGGGCUAAGCCCUCCCUAGGACAGUGGUGGGAGGGUUCUUUGGCUGCUAGAACCCACCUCUGAUACAGGAUGGGGGCCUUGGAAGGAUUGCUUUCCCUCCCUGGACAGGCAAAGGACUCCUGAUGCGUAGGACCCAGAAGAUGCUCAUCUACAGCUUCAGUCUUUGGAGGAUGCAAAGGCCUUCAGGGAUAUAGUGGAAUUAAUGAAAUCUUUUGUUUAAAAAAAAAAAA